AUGAGUGAUGGAAGAGCGUAUCAAGAAUCAAUACCGCAAAUUAACGCCGCAAGUAAAAACAACACCAGACAUGCUGAUGAGAAGUCACAAGUUCUAGGGAACCUGCAGAGCAUUUCAUGUUCACUCCGGCACACUAAUCAUGAAGAAAUGGAGGCAUUUGAUGAAUGA
This is a messenger RNA of Sclerotinia sclerotiorum 1980 UF-70, 168 nucleotides long. RefSeq lists its product with no specific name. The coding region runs from base 1 to 168 and encodes 55 amino acids. The transcript is spliced from 3 exons. Lineage: Eukaryota; Fungi; Ascomycota; Leotiomycetes; Helotiales; Sclerotiniaceae. The record is from RefSeq and is a predicted model, not a curated record.